AUGGUUUUGGAACAAUACAGGAGCUACAUCGAAUCUGACCCGCACUUUGAAGUUCAAACGGACGUCUCAGAUGUCCACAACCAAGAGGCGGCGAAGAUUGAGCCAGAUCGGAAGAGGAAGAAGGCGUCGACCUCGACGGCGGAUCGAUCGGAGAAGGAGAACCGGAAGAAGAAGGUAAAGAUGUCGUCGUCGAAAGGUGGCGGUGAGGUUAGGGCUUCACACAUACUGAUAAAGCACGAAGGGUCUAGAAGGAAGGCUUCUUGGAAGGAUCCAGAAGGACGCAUCAUCAAGAAUACCACAAGAGAAACUGCGGUUUCUCAGCUCAAGGCCCUCCGCGAGGACAUCGUUUCGGGCAAGGCAACCUUUGAGGAUAUCGCAUCUCGCUUCUCCGAUUGCAGCUCUGCCAAGCGUGGCGGGGAUCUUGGUCCUUUUGGUCGUGGCCAGAUGCAGAAGCCUUUUGAAGAUGCAACCUUUGCUCUUAAAGUUGGUGAACUUAGUGACAUUGUGGACACCGACAGUGGAGUCCACAUUAUUAAGAGGACAAAAUGA
Molecule: messenger RNA, 549 nt
Organism: Sphenostylis stenocarpa
Lineage: Eukaryota; Viridiplantae; Streptophyta; Magnoliopsida; Fabales; Fabaceae
Source: the annotation of a GenBank genome assembly